AUGGCCGACCUGUACCUUGGCGAUGUCGUCGUCGGAACCAGAGUCAUGCAGUACGAUCUGGGGAAGAGACACACAGCGGGACAGUUUCAGUCAACAGCCGUCGCCAAGAUUCCUUCGUUACGACUACGUUCUGCCAUCACGGAUUUACAAGCAAGCCAUAGGCUACAGCCAGGCGUAAACAACGGGGCUGCAAUCUCGAGCCUUAGAAUGGUUCGCAUCCUACAUGAAAGGCUGCAGAACCAUCCGCGCCCAACUCAGCCUGAUCACCUUUUCCAAGCAGCAUAUGAACAUCCAGCCGAUUCACCAGAUUGCCACGAUUGCGACUUGGGGAAAUUACAAAUGCGCGGCAAGCGUGAUAUCCAGGACCCCAUAAUUCACUAUGGGGUCAUCGCGUCAGGGAACAGUGUCAUCAAGGACGGGAAGACUCGAGAUGAUAUUGCUAGACAUUUAUCGGCAAUGUGCUUCGAGAUGGAGUCCGCUGGCAUGAUGGAUAACCUGGAAUGCUUGCCGAUUCGAGGAAUCUGCGAUUACUCUGAUUCGCACAAGAACAAAGGUUGGCAAGACUAUGCUGCCCGCGACCGCGGCCGCAUAUGCGAGAGAAUUGGUAGAGAGACUUCCUGUAUGGCGUAG
Messenger RNA from Verticillium alfalfae VaMs.102, 630 nucleotides. RefSeq names its product pfs. Gene Ontology annotation, molecular function: catalytic activity. Gene Ontology annotation, biological process: nucleoside metabolic process. The coding region runs from base 1 to 630 and encodes 209 amino acids. NCBI's taxonomy places the organism in Eukaryota, Fungi, Ascomycota, Sordariomycetes, Glomerellales, Plectosphaerellaceae. The record is from RefSeq and is a predicted model, not a curated record. The transcript has a single exon.